UACACUCAAUCCUAUCAAUUACUCCUAUUUGAAGAAAGAAGCUAGAGUCAUGGCCACAAAAAGAAGAGCCUCACUAGCCCUAGUUUUUGCACUCAACAUUCUCUUCUUUUCCCUAGUCAGUGCUUGUGGUUCCUGCCCUUCCCCCAAGCCUAAACAUAAACAUAAACCUAAGCCAAAACCCACCCCAUCUCCCUCUCCUGCGGGAUACAAGUGCCCCACGGAUGCCCUUAAACUAGGUGUGUGUGCUGAUCUGCUCGGCGGGUUUCUCAACAUCACCCUCGGUACCCCUCCCGUCGAGCCAUGCUGCACCCUCAUCCAAGGCCUAGCUGACCUUGAGGCCGCCGUUUGCCUUUGCACUGCUAUCAAGGCUAACAUUUUGGGCAUCAACCUUAAUGUCCCACUUUCCCUCAGUUUACUCCUCAACGUCUGCUCAAAGAAAGUUCCCCCCGGUUUCCAAUGUCGUUAAAUCGUUCUCUCUCUUCUUGGUGUUGUUGCGUGGUUUUUGAUGAUAUAAUAUCAUCCAUCCGGCAUGCGGUGAUCAAUGUUCAAUUACCUUGUUGUACUUGUAGGGUUGUUCUUCCUUUUGGAUUGACACUGAAUAAAUGUAAUACUAUAAGAAGGUGUUUAAUUUCAUCGAAUCUACGUGUCUUAAUUUAUGGGAAAUGAAAUACUAGUGUAAUUCAGCUUGUUUAUUUGAAGAAGCCGACAAUCUUUCUUCA
Messenger RNA from Hibiscus syriacus, 719 nucleotides. Its product is annotated as 14 kDa proline-rich protein DC2.15-like. NCBI's taxonomy places the organism in Eukaryota, Viridiplantae, Streptophyta, Magnoliopsida, Malvales, Malvaceae. The record is from RefSeq and is a predicted model, not a curated record. The transcript has a single exon. Bases 50 to 466 code for a protein of 138 amino acids.